AUGACUACAGUCACAAAGAAGGUUAUUCCUUUAAGAUGGAUCUCAAAUAUCAAAUUAUUACAACAUAGAUCUUUUCAUGUUGAUGCUAUUGCAUAUAAGACUGCAAAUAUCACUUCAAAACAAUUUGAAUCAAUAUAUAAUAGUGAUGCUAAGGAUCUUUCGAGAGAAUUAGAUGGAUUUUUAAAACGCCACAUUGGUCCAUCUCCAAAGGAUGUUAAUAAGAUGUUAAAAACUCUAAAUUAUGAUGAUCUUUCAAAUUUUAUUUCUUCUGUAAUUCCUGAAAAAAUUCUUGAAAAGAGAUCAUUAAAUUUAAAAGCACCAGAUCAAGGUUAUACAGAACAAGAAAUGUUAAAAGAAUUGAAAAAUUUAGCAAAUUUAAAUAAUUUUGAGGUUAAAAAUUUUAUUGGGAAAGGUUACUAUGGUACUAUUUUACCACCUGUUAUUCAAAGAAAUUUAUUAGAAAAUCCUCAAUGGUAUACUUCGUAUACUCCAUAUCAACCUGAAAUAUCUCAAGGAAGAUUAGAAUCGUUAUUAAAUUUUCAAACUAUUAUUACUGAAUUAACAGGCUUGCCAAUUGCUAAUGCAUCUUUAUUAGAUGAAGGUACAGCUGCAAGUGAAGCAAUGUUACUGUCUUUCAAUUUAUCAAAAGGUAAAAAAAAAACUUAUUUAAUUGAUUCAAAUAUCCAUAAACAAACAAAAGCUGUCCUUAGAACAAGAUCUAUUCCAACAAAUAUUGAAAUUAAAGAAAUAGAUCCUUAUAAUUUAGAUUCUAUAAAAGAAGAAUUAUCUACUAAUAAUGUAUCUGGUAUCUUAAUUCAAUAUCCUGCUACUGAUGGUUCAAUUGCAUCAAUGGAAAAUUUACAAAAUCUUUCAAAAUUGAUUCAUGAAAAGAAAGGUAUUGUAUCUGUUGCAUCUGAUUUAAUGGCUUUAACUUUAUUAAAACCACCAUCUGAAUUUAAUGCAGAUGUUGUAUUAGGAUCAUCUCAAAGAUUUGGUGUUCCGAUGGGGUUCGGUGGACCUCAUGCUGCUUUUUUCUCCGUUACAAAUAAACUGAGUAGAAAGAUUCCAGGUAGAAUUGUUGGUGUCAGUAAAGAUAGAUUAGGUAACCAAGCCUUCAGAUUAGCACUUCAAACAAGAGAACAACAUAUUAAACGUGACAAAGCUACUUCUAAUAUUUGUACUGCUCAAGCCUUGUUGGCUAAUAUUGCCGCUAUGUAUGUCGUCUAUCAUGGUCCAGAAGGGUUGAAAAAUAUAUCUCAAAGAAUUUUUGCUAUUACUUCUAUACUGGCUAAGUUUAUUAAUUCCGAUGGAUCAAGUUUUAAAACUUUAAACGAAAAUUGGUUUGAUACUUUAACAAUUAAAUUACCAGAUGGUAUUACCAGUGAUAAUUUAUUACAGAAUGCUCUAAAGAAAUAUAAUAUCAAUCUCUAUAAAGUUAAUGAUAAUGCUGUAUCAGUUGCAAUUGAUGAAACGACAACUCAGAAAGAUUUGGAAAAUUUAAUUAAAUUGUUUUCUAAUGAUUCACAAAUUAAUGUGACACAAUUGGUAGCGGAGAGCAAAUUUGAAGAGUUCCCAGUUGAUUUGAGACGUUCUGACAACUUUUUGGCCCAACCGGUUUUCAAUACUUAUCACAAUGAAACUGCUAUGUUAAGAUACAUGACACGUCUACAAAUGAGAGAUCUUUCCUUAGCUAAUUCUAUGAUUCCAUUAGGUUCAUGCACAAUGAAAUUAAAUGCUACUACUGAAAUGAUUCCAAUUACUUGGCCUCAAUUUGCAAAUAUCCAUCCAUUCCAACCAAAAUCUCAGGUACAAGGGUAUUAUGAAUUAACUAAAUCAUUAGAACAUGACCUAUGCGAAAUUACUGGAUUCGACGCUAUUUCCCUUCAACCAAAUUCUGGUGCUCAAGGUGAAUUCUCCGGUUUACGUGUCAUUACGACAUACUUAAAAGACCAAGGUCAAACUCAUAGAAAUAUUUGUUUAAUUCCAAUUUCUGCGCACGGUACAAACCCUGCAUCAGCUGCUAUGUGUGGUUUGAAAGUGGUACCAAUUGCUUGCUUGAAGAAUGGUUCUCUCGAUUUAGUAGAUUUGAAGGCUAAAGCAGAGCAGUAUAAGGAUAACCUAGCCGCUAUUAUGAUUACUUACCCAUCAACUUAUGGUCUAUAUGAACCAGGUGUCACAGAUGCAAUCAAUAUUGUUCACGAAAAUGGUGGUCAAGUCUAUUUGGAUGGUGCAAACAUGAAUGCCCAAUUAGGACUUACCUCUCCAGCUUUCCUUGGCGCUGAUGUCUGUCACCUAAAUCUACAUAAGACAUUUGCUAUUCCUCAUGGUGGUGGUGGUCCAGGUGUUGGUGCCAUUGGGGUUAAAUCCCAUUUACAACCAUACUUACCAGGUCAUGACAUAACGAAAAUUGAAGGUGCCGGUGAAAAAUCAAUUGAUGCUGUCUGUUCCUCUGCUUUUGGUAAUUCAUUGGUAUUACCAAUAUCCUUUGCAUUUAUCAAAAUGUUAGGUAACCAAGGUGUUCCUUUUGUGAGUUCCAUGGCUAUUUUAAAUGCUAAUUAUUUAGUUGAACGUUUGAAGGAACACUAUAAAAUCUUAUUUAUUAGUGAAGAGGAUAGAGUCUCCAAGCAUUGUGCUCAUGAGUUUAUUAUAGAUUUAAGAGAAUUUAAAGAUAAACACGUUGAGGCUAUAGAUAUCGCAAAGAGACUACAGGACUAUGGAUUCCAUGCUCCUACUUUGGCUUUCCCUGUUCCGGGUACUUUAAUGGUAGAACCAACCGAAUCUGAAGACUUGAAUGAAUUGAACAGAUUUGUUGAUGCAAUGAUAUCAAUCAGAGGUGAAAUUGAUGAUUUUGUUAAUGGUCAACCAAAGGGUAUGGUUUUGAAGAAUGCGCCACAUUCAUUGGAAGAUCUAUUAAUAUCAAAAGAUUGGGACACUCGUGGGUACACUCGUGAACAAGCCGCUUAUCCACUUCCUUUCCUGAAACAAAAUAAAUUCUGGCCUGUCGUUGCUAGAGUUGACGACAUGUAUGGUGAUAUGAAUUUAAUGUGCACAUGUCCUAGUGUUGAGGAUGUAGCAAGCUCUCAAAAGUAA
Maudiozyma saulgeensis is the source of this 3090-nucleotide messenger RNA. The record is from the annotation of a GenBank genome assembly. NCBI's taxonomy places the organism in Eukaryota, Fungi, Ascomycota, Saccharomycetes, Saccharomycetales, Saccharomycetaceae.